This is a messenger RNA of Pelobates cultripes (western spadefoot toad), 26685 nucleotides long. The record is from the annotation of a GenBank genome assembly. Lineage: Eukaryota; Metazoa; Chordata; Amphibia; Anura; Pelobatidae.
CGUGCAUCCCGCGGGUUUCCGGUCUUGGUGCGGGUGCCGGAGCGGGAUGGAGCGGCGCUGAGAGGCGGCUCCGAGGCGGGGAAAAGCCUGCACACCGAGCCCCCUCCAGGCUCAAUGGGCAGCCGGAGCUGACACCUCCUCUCCCGGCAAAGAGGGACAAUGAAGCUCCUGAAACCCACCUGGGUUAAUCACAAUGGUGAGGGAGAACUGGGCGGAGCAAAGGGGCCCCCAGGAGCCACGAGAGUUGAGAACACUAAGAAAACGUUUAAUUUACCGUAAAAAAAUAGUAACACCUGUUGGCCCUUAAGGGCCAUGUGCAUUCAUUGUGGUCCAUUAAUUGAGAGGGGCCCCAAAAGUGAUGCGAGGUCACAAAGGGUCCCAGAGACCUCUAAACCCCCAUCCCCAAUUUAUAACAGUGUGCCGGUAAGGGUUACCUGGGUUUUGUAGAUCAGUAUGUGUUAUGAGUUCCUAGAAGUUUAUAAAGGGUCACAGCCUAGAGUGUUCUGUCAUUUUACAUUUCCAAUAUAACCUUUUUAUCCUGCCGGCUUAAAUAUUGGUCCCAGUGGGUCGUUUCCAUGUCUACAGGUCCUUCUGUCACUGAUAACAGAUGAUGCAACAUUUGUAUUUAAAUGCGAAUUUAGUGUUGUGUACAGCUGCCCAGUUGCAGAUUGUUUUAUUCUUAACCUCUUUUCCUUAAAUGAACAAAAAUAAUUUUCUUUUAAGGCUGGACAGUUGUUUCUUCCAGAAUAUAUAGCUCUCAAUUUAAACGUAAUGUGUAACAUAUAUGUGCAGUUACUUUGUACAAAAAAAAAAAAAAAAAGUAGGCGAUAAAAAAUAUUUAGAAUUUUCAAAUAUGGAAUUUCAGAAUAUGGAACUUAAAACAUUAUUUACAAUAACAUUUUUUCCUUAGGAACAUUCUUCCAAGCUAUAAAUAAUAACAUAAUAAUAUGUGUAAUAAGUGUUUUUCUUCUUUCAUGAAACACAGGCAAGCCAAUCUUUUCUGUGGAUAUCCACCCAGAUGGCACAAAGUUUGCAACAGGAGGUCAAGGUGUGUUUAGAGAUGAGUAAUAUGUAACAGAAAACAAAUCAUUACAUGGCACACAAUUCAAAUACAUGUUUCACUUAAGGUAAUUUAUCUGCACUGCAAUGUAACAAGUGUUACAUGCAAUUGUUACUAUAUAAAUAAAACAGGGUUCAGAAUUUCUAUUUGUUAUAUUACUAUGAGCAAGUGGAAAUUGUACCCCACCAAUAUGGCCUGGAGGGGAAAUAAGGUUUUCUGUGGCAGCAAUCCAAAUACAGGGUGGAGUAAAGCAGACAACGGAUUUUUUUUUUUCCUGACGAUCCAGAGCCAGCACUUCUGACAAUGGGACUAUGCACAACAGGUAGCCCUAUGUAUAAAUUAGCACUGCUCACCUGCUUCUCACAUUGUAAAGAUAUUACAUCCCUAAUGCUAAGCUAACCCAGCACUUUGAUGAAAAAUCAGAAAGAGUAAGUGAAUCCAUAAAAAUAUAUUAUCUUUAUUUAUUCAUCCAAUAAAAUAAAAAUAUUGUUUACUCAUAGAAUGCUCAGACUCUUGAUUAGCUUAUACUCAAGAAAGCAGGACUUCUUACACCAUCUGUUUCCACGUCGUGUUGGAUUUUGUACACCGUACGCACCAGCUUUUUUUUCUUUUUUUCCUCAGUGAAAAAGAUCGUGUUACCGCUAUCAAAAUAAACAGUUGCAAUUCUAUUGCAGGUACUUCUUGGUUUUCCAAGUGUUUUCUUAACUUGAACAGUGUUUAUAUUUUUUAGGGGAAGAUUCUGGAAAAGUCGUCAUCUGGAAUAUGCCGCCUGUCCUUAAAGAGGAAGAUGAGAAGAAUGAAAAUGUUCCAAAGAUGCUGUGCCAGAUGGACAACCACUUAGGUACCAGACAACAAGGCAAAUGGCUGCUCUGGGGGUUCAAACUCCUUGAGCAAGCUAGUGGGAAACUUUAACAUGGUGUCACACAUCCCUGGAAUAGGACUAGCCUUUUGAAGAGAGGACACAAUACGAGCAGUGCGUUAUCUUCCCCAUGUGCUGUCACAUUGGAAUGGGACUAAUCUUUGCGUACGCUCUGUUUCAGCCUGUGUGAACUGCGUGCGAUGGUCCAACAAUGGAGCAUAUUUAGCAUCUGGAGGGGACGACAAGCUCAUCAUGGUGUGGAAGCGAUCAGGGUGAGAUUAUGACUUCUAUCCACACUAUGCCAUGGCUUAUAAAAUUUAGUCAAAUGUUCAUUUAGAAUCUAGUGAGGCGUAGGAUGUCUUAUUUAUUCUGAGCACUUUUACUUACAAUUGUCAUCGUUUGAAAGUGGAGAUAUCCUGUUUUUAAAAUUCACUAAAUUUUAAACUCUAGUGUCUAACAUACUUUUAAAUAUUAUUGAUCCUUUUGUUUUACUGUGAAUUCUGCCCUGGCUGUAGCAUUUACAUGGUUUGGUGCAUUUAUGCUGGCCCAUUUAAACUGAAGUUGCUGAAAUAGAAGGUUUGUGUUGAAGACUGGGCAAUUGACAGGUUUUGGAUUUACCACUUUUACCAAUAACAUGAUUUUUUGGAAUUACUUUAGCAUAGAAUUGACUGAUACGAUUCCCUUGGUUCCUGUAAAGAAGAAAUAAGUGAUGGAUUUCUUGGCUUUGUUCCUGGGUGUUACAGUAACCACAAUUGCUUUCUGAAGCAGCGUGGUAUCUCUUGGACUGUUUACAAUCAUAUAGAAGUCUGUUUUAGUUUUCUGCUCAUUUCUCAGAUACAUUGGCCCAAGCACGGUUUUUGGCUCCAGCAGUAAACUUACCAAUGUAGAGCAGUGGCGAUGCCUUACCAUCCUCAGAAGUCACACAGGAGGUGAGUUUACAUUUUUACAUCUGUGAUUUGAGACUGCAUUUCUUAAUGAUUCAUUAUCCUUUUACUGCUCAGCUUAGUACAUGGUAAAGUUCUAUUUUCCUUUUGUACAAUAAUGAAAAAAAAAAAUAAAUAAUAAUAAAAAAAUAUAUAUAUAUAUAUAUAUAUAUUUUAAUUAUUUUUUUUAUAAUUUGUUGUGAUAUAUGGAUUUAUUCUCAGAUGUGAUGGACGUUUCAUGGUCUCCCCAUGAUGCCUGGCUUGCAUCCUGCAGCGUGGAUAACACAGUAGUUAUUUGGAAUGCUUUGAAAUUUCCAGGUAUGUAAACUUAUGAGCAUCAUUUGAGUUGCAGUUCAAUAACCUCUGUAGAGUUAUUUAGCUUUCAGUGAUUUCCUGAAGAAGUGUAUUGAUAUCCAGGUUUUGUAAUCUGGUAAGACCAUUACAUAUGUUAAAGUUUGUGGUACACUAAAAUGUAGUUUGGGGACAUGACCUGUCCAGAUGAAUCUCCUAUAAGCAGCAUAUACAAUCCAGGGAAGUUUAAAUGAACACUUCCAACACCCAAAGCACUUUAGCUUACUUUAUGUGUGAAGUGAUACCUUUUUUUCCAUUUGACAAAAGGGCAGCUUUUAAUAGCAAUUGUCACUUAAUAAUCAACCUUGUUACACUCCAUGGCUGUCAAUCAGACAAUUGGUCCUCUUUUCUCCUGAUAGUUUCGCUCAAACUCGAGGCAGGCAAUUGCUCAGAGAAUCUGCCUUGCAAAGACUUCUUCUUCAGCUGCAUUGGGAAGUCUGUGAUUGAACAGCCACAGAAAGUGGUCAAGAAGGGGGUUGGGGGGCUUGCAAAGGUUUUCAAUGAGAACGUGCUUUGCACGCUGGUUUUAGAUAUACCCCACUGUAAAUUAAAUACCUGCAUUGAGGUAUAUCUACUAAAUAGCCUUUUUUUUAAAAAAUAAUUUUAUUUGGCAGUGGAGUGACCCUUUCAAUACUCCCAAUCCGAUGCAGAUUUAAAGUGACUCUAUCCAUUUUUUUGCCCCUCCAAUACACCACUGCAUUGUACUUUUUUUGUAUGCCUUUUUUUAUUUUUUCCUUUAUUUAUUAGGCAAGAUAACCCUUAUAAUAGUAAGCCGCUAAUACAAGAGGUACAAUGUAUCAUAGCCUGAAUUGUCAAACUCUGGUUGAAAAAAGGCAUCCUAAGUAAGCGAGACCUAGCAUGAUUAGUAUUCAGUGAGUCAAUAAUGCCGUUGCAUUAUUGCGUUUUUUAACACAAAUAGUCAAUGCACUGUCGAUGUUCAAAGGUAGAAAUAGUUUUGAGAAAUCAGUUAUGAACAAAAUAUACAUUGCAAUGAUGUUCACAAGAUAUCUAACUUGUAGAACAUAAGUCUGAGCCCAAUGCUCAUCCAACACCGUCUGAUGCCUGCGCGGUGAAUGGAAUGAUGGUAUCCACAUGCUAAGCCAGGUGGUGUAGAUGUUUAUGCAGUUGGGCCAUGAAUAAUAUGACAAUUGCAAUGCCUCAAAAGUAAAGGGUGCCUUACUCUUUGGAGCCAACAUCAUUGUUUCAUUAUCUCCAUAAGACUGGUACUGGAGCAAGAUGUGUCUAACAUUUAGACAGGUUAGGAGAUAAUAGGGGAAGUUUUGUCAACUAUGUCCGGACUCUGCCUCUUCCCCUCCCACAGAACACCGCACAGGAGAUCAUUGAGGAGACCUGGCAAGAACAGCAGGACUGCUGCCAGUUAUCUUUCAGAAGGGGGGACAACGAUGACUAACAGUGCGAUAGGUGGCAAAGGCAACCUAUCGCUGGAAUGUGUGUGGAUUUAUGUCUUUCUGGUUGGGGAGAUCUCUGAUUUCUUUAAUUGUUUUUUUUAUUUUUUUAUUUCAGAGAUUAUUGCAACACUUCGUGGUCAUUCUGGCCUGGUAAAGGGACUUACAUGGGAUCCAGUGGGGAAGUACAUUGCCUCUCAGGCUGAUGAUCGUAGCUUAAAGGUCUGGAGAACGAUGGACUGGCAGUUAGAAACCAGUAUCACCAAGCCCUUUGAUGAGGUAUUCACACUUCCAAGCAAUUGUCAUGUCAGGUUUGAUCAGUCACAAGACGUAUUUGCAAUGGGAUGAACUGUGUUUGUGAGGGAAGUAAUAUAGUAACACAUUAUUUUUUCUAUCUCACGUAGUAAUGUAUGCUUGUGUUUUAAUAUUCCUUGUAAAGUGUUAUAUAACCUUCCAUGAUUCAAAAAAACAACCACCAUCCAAACAAUAGAAUCUAUGCUCUCCUCUUAGUGUGGAGGAACCACCCAUGUCCUAAGGCUCAGCUGGUCCCCUGAUGGCCAUUAUCUUGUGUCCGCUCAUGCCAUGAACAACUCUGGCCCAACAGCUCAAAUCAUCGAACGGGAUGGGUGGAAGACAAACAUGGAUUUUGUGGGACACAGGAAAGCAGUUACUGUAGUGGUAAGAGAACCAGUGAGAAUGUUUACAAAUGUCAUUCAAUUACAGACAGAUUCAAAUUGAUUCCUUUGGAUGAAAGUAAUUUCUUUUGCAAUCUUUGCCUACGCUAAUUAUCAUGAUGCACUGUUUGUCUAUGUCUCCUAUAACCCAAGUAAGCAUUUUUCAGAAUAUGCAAUUUUAAUGUAUUGAUUAUAUUUAUACUCAUCUGUGUUAAAUUCUUAUAAAAAAGACAAAAUUAAAUAUUUGAGCUAACUAAAGCUACUGCACAAUAAUGCUUGAUCAAUCUGGAAACCAAUACGACCCAUAUUAACAGGGUAUUUUAAAAAAUAAAAUGAAAUUUUUUUGAAAGGAAAUUGCCAUAUAGCUGAAUUGCUUUGUAUUGAAACUUAGUUUGCAUUAUAAACUUAGUUUUACAGCACUUUGAACCAACUAUAAUGUUUAUUUUAUACAGUCCAAUUCUUCUCAUACUUCUCAUAUUUGUGUAUAUCAGUAGGUAUUUAAAGGAAACUGGAAUUGUUUUCACCCUCAUUGCAUUGCUAUAUAUGCUAGAUUCUCCUAGGUCUUUUUAUAUGUGUAUAGUUGAUCCACAUUCUGUAUUAUUGUACUGCACAUUUCUGUACAGUUGAAUAUUAAUUAUUAAUUGCAUCCACAUUUCUGUAUACAGUACAACCAGAACUUAAUUUUUAGUAACCAUUUUUCUUCCUUUUGCUGCUGCAUUUGUAUUUGAUGCAUAUUGUCCAUAUAUUAUAAGUGAAGAAUUUUUUUUUUUUUUCAUUUUAUUAUUAUUUAAACAAGUGUUAUUUAUUUCCCAGAAAUUUAAUCCAAAAAUAUUAAGGAAGAAACAGAAGAAUGGGAGUUCAAGCAAAACCAAUAAUCCUUAUUGUUGUUGUGCUGUAGGGAGUAAGGAUCGCUCAUUGUCUGUCUGGGUGAGAGAUUCUCUGUUGCAUUUAUGUGUCUUAUCUGACUUGCAACUUGAUGUUUUGUUUUGUUUUUUUGUGGUAAUUUUCCAAGUAAGUGAGAUCAUAUAAUAUUCUAAUCCCCUCUUCAUUUGACGCUUUUCUCAUGUGUCCUCUGUACAUAUAUUCACCUCUUUUACCUUUUUGGUAGAUUUUUUUUUUUUCUCUCUCGUAUUGUAAAGUGUACUAGUGUAUGUGGAAUUCCUCCUAAGGAAAAUGUGUUUUUGUUUUUCUUUAACAGCUUACUUGUCUUAAAAGACCCCUGGUUGUAAUCCAUGAACUGUUUGAUAAAUCCAUUAUGGAUAUUUCUUGGUAAGAAAAUAUAUUUUUAUUAUCCGUGUUUUGAUUUGUACUAAAAACUCAGUUGCUUUUAUAUGUUAAAAAUAUAGAUAAAGAUACGUUAAGACUUCUCCCUCCUUCCUAACAAAGACCCAAUUUUGAAACCUCAGGUGGGGCCCAAAGGUCGCUUUUUUCCCCCCUACAAAUCCGCCUGCUGGUGGGUCUUUCCAGUGGUUCCGCUGGCAGCACCCUCUCUCUGGGGGAGGGGGUCACAGGUUCGAGGUCACGACAUCUUGCCCUUAAAGUAGACUCUGCGCGUUGGUGGCCAGGGUGUUGCCGUGGUGAGGCCUAAGGGUUGACCAGGAAAUGCAUUUAUACUGCUGAAAAUUGACUGUUCAGGAACGCACGCCCGUCGCAGGAGAAUCUAGAGUGGAACCUAUUCCCAUCCCUGCUCUUUGUGACCAUUCAACCCAACCCUGUUUGGUUUUAUUUCUAUUUUAAAAUGUUGUCAUCCAGGAGUACACUGGAAUCGAGUUACCAUAUUGCAUUCUGGUUAUAAAAGAUUGACACAUUCAAUUAUACUGUAGUGACCUGUAUAACCUGCCACUAUAUGCAUAAUUUGUGCAGAAUGUAUGGUAUAUACUUAAAGGCCAUAUAACACAAUCUGCCUGGUAAUUUAACAAGCAUAUUAUGUUUUCAAAGCCAUGCUGUAGGAUGGACUCUGCACAGAUUGUUUGAAUAAAACCUCCAUUUAUAUUUGAGAAAAUUAGUUAUACAAGAAAAAUAUUUAUUUCCUGCCAGUUUUCACUCAUCGCAAUCUUGCGGGACUUUCUAUCCACAAACCAUAUGACAUGUAACAUUGAUGGAUACUUCUUUAGAGACUUCUUCCCAUCCCAUUACAUUUCCCUCUGGGUUUAUCUACAGCUGAGACUCUGGCAAGACCAUGGAAGCUUUUAUUGUGUCCCAUUGUUUUGUGCUGAUUUUAGCUCACAACCCUUGCUCAGUCAUCUUACAACGGCUAACUGCUCUUUUUACUUCUCUUUGGUUUGCAGGACACUAAACGGCCUGGGAAUCUUGGUGUGUUCUAUGGAUGGAUCCGUAGCUUAUCUGGAUUUCUCUCAAGAUGAGCUUGGAGACCCACUGAGUGAGGAAGAGAAGGUACUUAAACCUGCACACAAUUGUAUUGUGAUUCUUCGUGAGGUCACCAAUAUGUUUACUUUGAUUACCAAUAGAAGGGUUGAAUGCAAACUGUAAAGUUUUUUUACAAUUUAUUGAGUGCUUGAAGGUAUUUUCCACAUGCACAUUCAACAGUGGAAAGAUGACGCACAAAGCCUUUCACCUUCUGCAUCUGUAUGAUUCAUGUUGUAUUCACUAACAGAAUAACAUCCUCCAAAGCAUGUAUGGUAAGAGCCUGGCUAUCACAACUGAGCCCCAGCUGUCUACUACGAUCAUUGAGAACCCAGAGAUGCUGAAAUUUCAACAGAGACAGCAGCCACUACAAGAUGGAGAGCAGAGGGUGGCUGCACCAAGGGAAUCCUCACCAACUCCCACAGUGGCCAGUAUGGUAAAUGGAGAGAGUUUGGAAGACAUCAGAAAGGUAUAGCUUGAGACUUUUACAUUUAAAACAAAAUGCAGGUGCAUCUUGAAUGUUUUGUACUGUCUCUUAUUAGUCAUGAUUCUGUGUAGUACAGAGUGUGUGUAAUGUUGGUUUCUUUAUUUGAUCGUUAUCUCCUUUAAUUCUUUAACGAUCAUACCAGCUUUAUGUCACCACACAUUAUCAUCUGUAUUUACUUGUAUUAGAAAAUAUAACAUAUCAAAACUAGAUCACUAACAAUGUUAUCAUAAAUCCUCACAUAUAAUAGUUGUUCUAAGUAUCCUUAGAAGUCCAAAGUUAGAUGUUAUUUAACUCUCUGUUAAAGUGAUACAUUAAUGUAGUGCUGUGUGGCAGAUUGUUUUGAUAUGACAGCCCCUAGUGAUUGACUAGGUCAGAGAUAAGCAAUCUUCGGCACUCCAGAUGUUGUGGACUACAUCCCCCAUAUUGCUGGCAAAGCAUCAUGGGAGGUGGAGUCCAAAAAAUCUGGAGUGCCGAAGGUUGCCUAUGCCUGGACUAGGUAUUUCCCUUAAAGUGAUCCAUUAUAGUUUUAUUGAAUAUCAUUAAUUAGAGCCUGCAGACUCUGUCCAUACUAUCUUGAUUUUUCUUAUUUGAGAUGUAAUGAAGAAUGAUAUGGUACUGUGGAAAUCCUGGUGCCCUGUGUUUUUCAUUGUCGCCUAUUCCAAUCAGUUCCUGUAGACUGUAAGCUCGUUUGAGUGGGGUCUUCUUCAACCUAUCGUUCUUAUAAGUUUUCUUGUAAUUGUCCUAUUUAUAAUUAAAUUCCCCUCUCACAUAAUAUUGUAAAGCGCUACAGAAUCUGUUGGCGCUAUAUAAAUGGCAAUAAUAAUAGUGUUUUUCCGUUUAAUUAAAACACCACAAGUGCCCACAGUUUUCAUAGAAUACAGAUGCACAUCGUAGAAUCUUUUAGUAUGCCAGCUGGACUUUGUCAAAAAAAGUCCAGGCUACAACCAAGGCAUAUACUGAUUGAACAGUAACGUUUCCAAUAAACUUAAGGAUAUACAGAUGCAAAUAUGUAUUGUAUAAUUCUUGUUGGAACACAUAAUAAACCAUUUCAAAAUUUACAACCUUUAAUAUAAUUUCAUAUGUGGGGAAUUUCAGGGACCAGCCAUCUGCUUUACCCUAUAACUAGCAUGAACAUUUUGGCAAUAAAAUACAUGAGGUACAACAAAUGCUACAGAUAUAUUUUGAAAAAAAAGUUUUGACAAUCUUUGGUGCUAGACUCUACAUAACAGAAGAGAUUAUGCUAAUAAAAUAUGUGCCUUAUGGGUUGUUGUAACUAAAAGGCAGUAUCCUGCAGUAUAAAAAAUAGUGAUCUGAAUCUUUUAUGUAUUUUUUUAGAAUCUUUUAAAGAAACAAGUGGAGACACGGACAGCAGAUGGCAGGCGUAGGAUUACCCCUCUGUGCAUCGCCCAACUGGACACUGGGUACAUACAACUUGUUGCAAUGAAGCUUAUUUAGGAGUGAAAACUCACUGUUUCAGAUUUAAAGUUUAAUAUGUGUAGGUUACAUUUUGAAGUUGAGCUACCUUUUUAAUACUCCUUCUGUAUUUGGUGGCUGUUCUAUUAUAGGGACUUUUCCACAGCAUUCUUCAACAGCAUUCCGAUUUCAGGAUCCCUCGCAGGCUCAAUGCUCUCCUCGCAGAGCAAUCAACAGCUAAUCUCCUUGGAUUCAAAUACAACCAGCUCCUUGGGUGCUCCUAAAUCGAGCUUAGAACCUGCAGGAAACGCAAAACCAGCAGAAGAGACUCCUACCAAAGAUAGGUAAAAUAGAUAACGUUUGCCAUUUUUGUCUUUUUAAUGAAACCUCUGUUUUUGCAAAUUAUAUAAAAAAUAAAUGAUCUUCCAUAAAUCUCGGAGUAGGGACUAUGACACUUUGCAAGUAUUUUGGGUCAGUCUGGACAUCAUAACCACUACAGCUAAUUUUCCUGUUGUGUUUUUUUUUUUUUUUUUUUUACUUUACAUAAUCUGAGGGCCCCUGAUGUGGCCCAACCCCUCUCGUGAAAUGUUGCUACUACUGAUGUUAUACUUUCAUAUUGGCAAUGUGAAUUUUGUUGCACAGCAAAUAGUUUAAUGCAGAACCAGGAGACAUCACUAGGGGCAUGUUGACCGCAUGUAGUAUUUAUAGUGUUCUUUAGACUGACCCAUCAAAAGUUUUACCACUGUUUGAGAGAUAUUGGUAAUACAUCUUAAACUGCAUUUCCAAUCUACUCUGUGCUCUGAAGAUAAGAGGCAGUGCAAAUGUAAAAAUCUUGAAUGACAACAUUUUCUGUACGUGAGGUUACUUUAAUGUAUCAUGUAACUGAGUACUUGUUUGUUUUGUUUUUUCUUGUAGUGGGAAUGCAUCUUCUGUCAUACCAUCUACCCCCACAGGACUAUCUUCUACUCAAGCGAAGAUAGAACCUAUGAAAGCACUCGACUCCCGAUUCACUGAAAGAUCGAAAGCCACCUCUGGAACGGCAGGAGUUGCUCAUAUAAACCAGACCUCUGCAGACAGGUUAGAUGUUAGAUUUUGUUAUCUUAACAACAGAAUAGUUCCUGGAAUCAUCUGAUUAUACACUUUUUUUUUUUUUUUUGUAGCUUCCAUCAUAUUUACUUAAGUGUCUUGUGUACGUCUUAAAGGACCACUAUAGUGCCAUGAAAACAUACUCGUUUUCCUGGCUCUAUAGGGUCUUUGGGUCCCCCUCCUGCCGGGCUCUAGGGUGAGGAAGGGGUUAAUCCCUUACCCUUUUUCCAGCUCCCUCGGCGCUGGGGACUCUCCUCCUCCUUUCCCCGUCAUCGGCAUACGCAUUCAGCUAGUCUAAUAGGAAAGCAUUCCCAAUGCUUUCCUAUGAACGCUGGCGUCUUCUCACUGUGAAAAUCACAGUGAGAAGCGCAUCUAGCGGCUGUCAAUGAGACAGCCACUAGAGGCUGGAUUAACCCAUUUGUAAACAUAAGUUUCUUUGAAACUGCUAUGUUUACAGCAGAAAGGGUUAAUCCUAGAUGGACCUGGCACCCAGACAACUUUAAUUAAGGUGAAGUGGUCUGGGUGCCUAUAUUGGUCCUUUAAAUAGACAAUCUAAGCACCAAAACAACUUAGGAGUUAAAUCACUUUGUUUUGCUUUCCUUGUUGCUCAAAGUUUUUAAUUUAGAAUUUAUUAGAUCUUGCUCCAUAAAUAGCCUGCUAGAGCAUGCAACAUCUACCUGGGUGUGAUUAACUUCAAUUAACAGAGCAGGAGUUAAAAACCUCUGAAAUAAAAAAACACCAUGUGCUGCAAGAACUGAAAGUGCUGUUUUCAUGGAAGGUGUGGCUAUGGCUGCAUAAACAGAAACAAAGUAAUUUCACUUGUUACUGGGUGACAAUUGUACAGAGAGACUGCAGGGGCAUGAGCUAUACACAGGAACUGCUUUAAAGUCCCUAUGAUCAUAAGAACAGUUUCUCAAUCCUGUCCAUUUCUAUAAUUAAUCUUGGCGUGAAGCCCUCAGUAUCUCCUUGUGAGAAUCAUUGGUCGCACAGUUAUAAAGAACCCAGUAGUCUCAUAGUCUUCUGCUUUUUAAGUUUUUCCCCAUUAACACCCUUUAUUAUGAGACAAGUCACUGAUACUCUUCCCUUCCUCCUUUUAUACAGAUUAAAAGAUCAGAAUGCUACAAAAGACCAAAAACCAAGAGACCUCCUAGAGAGCAGCAGCGACAGUGAGGAUAAGAUCCCUGCAACAAAACCACUCUCCAAACGCAAGGCAGAGAUUGACGCCGACCUUGGAGAAAAGAGGAAGAAAGGCCGACCUCGGAAAGACUCCCGGCUUAUGUCGGUCUCCCUUACAGUGCAGGUUAUUAUAUUAUUUAUUUUGACACCGAUUAAUAUACCUAUAAUUGCGUUAAAAAAUAAAAAUAUAUAUGUAUAUAUAUUUUCAUUAACAAUUUUCAAUGACUUUCCUUAAUUAUUCCAAACCGUGCAUUUUGUUCUCACAUGGUGGCAGUACGUAUGGGUUGUGCUUUCUAAUUGGGACAAACCUCUGCAAGAUAGAUGAUUAAGAAAAGUCCCUCCCCUUUAUCCUAUAAAGGACUUCCCUGGCAAACCCACCUCAGUUCUUCCUUGUCCCAGCAUGGGACGGAUCAAGCAUCUGUUGAAGGUGAGGCACACAGGUUGCUGUAUGGGGGAGGUAGCACGACAGCUGCCCAGGUGGUAGACUGAGCAGCAUGGCUCUGUCCAUGGAGGUUCCAGAGCCCUUUCUAUUUAACUUUGCGCCGAGUAUGUUCCGGCUUGGUGAGUAUGGGGAAACCGCCAAGUGCGUAUCACUGUGCUGUUCCCUCUGGCAGCAGGAAGCUUGUGAAAAGGGUUCCCUGUGUCACCAACCCCCCACAUGGCUCAGAGGUUUUCAAGGUAAGAUUAGCUGAUCUAUGCUUUGAAAAUCUGUUCUGAUUAAAAUUGCAAGUUAUGGAUGGAAUUGUUUUGCAGAAAGUGGACUGUACGUGCAAAAUAGACUGUUUGUACACCGUGGAAUGCCUCUGCUAUACACAGCUUUUGCUUAUUGUAUCUGUGCUACUCCCCUUAAUAUGGUUUUGGACUUUAUAAAUAUACGCUGCAAUUUCUUGGGUAAACUUAAGCAGAGAAUAUGCAAUCAUUCCUAUCUUUGAAUUCUUAUAGCUCUGCCUGAGAUGUUCCGCAGAGACAGAAGAGAAGCGUCCUUCGAUUACUUAUGUCUGGUGAACGUUUAUCUACCUCUUCUUAAGACAUGUCUGGUUCAUUAAACUGUGUGGAGUUGGUUCCCACCUGAUGUACUGAGAAAGUUCAUUAGGAAUGAAUCGGUCAUGGGGCAGGAUAAAUCUGCUAAACUUUAAUGAGGGUUAUCUGUUCCUCAAAACCCCAUGUCUUUCUUAUAUGCAGAAAUGGGAACACUCUGUGUAACGAGCCUUUCUUGCCCGACAUUUGAUAUGUUUACCAUCAAAUGGGUAAAUGUUACACCCCCAGGUGCACUGGGAAUCCAUAAAAUUCUGCAGAAGUAGCUGCUUUUAAAACCCUGUAGUCAAGAAGGCUGAGACCUCUUGCAGACUAUCUUUCCAGACAGCUGGGUUUCGGUAUGGGUCUUUGCUGGCAGACGCAACGGUGUUCAAAACUUAUAACUUUUUUACAUUGGCUAAUGGAGGUUAUUUAAGUCACCUGAUAAGCAGCUUGUCAGUUUCCUGUUUUAUUUGUGAUUGUCACAUACUUUAUGUGGAUUUGACUAAUAUAAAUCGACAAUGACGGCCAAGAUCAUGGGUUGAUCUGCUGUUUCCCUUAUAUCCUGGUGGCUUAAGCUUGGACAACAGAUCAGCGUCCUUUUCGGGCCCCUGUUUUUCUCCCAUUAGGAAAAGGGUUAUCUUUUAUAACCUUUGUCGAAAAAAGCUCUGCCUCAAAGACAAGUAGAACUAGGUCCGACAUGGGUAGGCAUUUCGGAUGCCAAGAAGCUUGGAGGCGUAAUCCUGCAUUUCUAUACUAAUUGUGGAUAGCGGGUUUAGACCUUGUUCAGCCUUUGGAGUUCACAGAUUAAUUUCACCCGCAGGGUUGACAGCCCUUCAUCCCUUUGGGGGUGAUGACUGGAUUACCAUUCAAUGGAGUCACUUAACACUCCCAGGAUGCAUUUGGGAACCAGUAUAUAUCUGAAUGUCUCUUGCCUAGCUUUUUAGUGGAACCUACUUGCAAUCACUGGUUUAGUUAAACAGGGCACCAUUUGCUCUUUUCAGAUCUGCCCAAUCCAUAAUCUUCCAAACAUCUCAUACUCUGUUUACAGAAACAGUGUUCCUGUUGGACUCAAGGAGUUUGAGAUAUGGUUCUGUGGGUUCCUCAGGAAUCUCCUGGUUAUCAAACUCGGAUCAUUCCUUUAAACCAGUUAUGAAUUUAAAUUAAUUGGUUCCUCUCCUGAGGUUCAGAAUUCCCUCAUAUCCCUAUUGCCGCCCCUCAAGAAGUUUUCUGAAAAUACGCCAUAAUAAGUGGAUUGAAAAGAUUUCAUUACACUUCAAAACACUCCCAUAACAGCAUAUUUUAGGGAACAAGGCAUUGCCUACUUGGUAAUUUGACUACUUAUUGCUAAUCAGGACUGUUGCCCUUUAGUAUGUUCAGGUAGCUAGCACAACGCUACAGCAACACGGUUGGAGACAAUAAUGUAUUUUCUUCUCCAGUAAACAUAGGAUUUUUUGAGGUUCGUGUUAACUUAACGUUACCUCUAAAUCUACUGCACUCUUAAAGGAAAGGUCCAAUUACUAAUAAAGCGAAAAUUCCUCCAUAAGGACAGGAAAUGAGAUUGAUUGGAUGUCUAACAUCUUCAAUUCCUGCGGUCACCUGGGCAAAAUCUGGAUUUGGCCGCUACAGUGGAAAAUUCUCUCCUCUGGGUCAAAGUGUGGACAUUUUGGAUUUCUGUCUCCUUGACUCUCUUCAAAAAAAAAAAGGGAAGCUGUCCUUUCUGCCCAUAGAAGGAGUAAUUUUCUCCACAGAAUGCAUCUAACACAGGCUGGGUCGCUCGUCUAAAUUCUCUAAUGUGCCAGCGUUCUUGGUCCUAAGAAAAAUAGUCCACUAAUUUCGGAGCUCUUAAGGCAGUUCUUCACUCCCCUCACAGAUUAAGAUCUUGGUUGAUUUGAGGGACCUAUUACAAUGCAGUCAGACCACGACACUGUUUCCCUCGCGUCAACAGACAGGGUGGUGCUAGAGGCAAGGUCUGUUUCAGCUAUGUACCAAAACGGUGUACUGGGCUCAGGAUCUCUGGGUGGUCCUCUCUCCAUUCCACUCAUGAUGUGUCGACAAUGUCAUCACCUGCAACCUCAGCACAAGAAAUUGGGAUCAAGAGUAAGGGUCUAUAGAUCCGAUCAUGUUCACGUUCUACAUAUGUUGUGCCUGGAUAAACUUUAUAGCAAAGGGGGAGAACAUGAAGAUUCUCAGGUUUGCCUCUCUGUACAAGACAGUUCACGUGAAAUAGUUGGUCUAUCUAUAUAAGGGUAUUUCUCCAGGGUUCAAUUUUUUUUCUCCUAUAGACUGUUCCCAAGACUACUUUAAAAGAGGUGAAUGGACAGAGCAGUGGUUCUGCCAAUCUUUCCAUACUGGCCAAAGACAAGCCAGUUUUCGGCCUUGGUGGAGAUUACUUUAAGUUUGGGGAUCUUCCGUUGUCUUUGGUAGACAUUAUAUCCUACUGAAAGUGAUGGAUAGGUUCCUUUUGACGGUAGGGCACUGCAUGGUGGAUCCUUCAUCUCCUGAGUCUUCAUGAGUCAGAGACCACUUGUUGCGUAUAAUCUUCUAGUCGUUCCGCCUCUAACUUUUUCAUGAGGAUUUGGGUAGAGUGUCUAAAUUGUUGUAAGGAACAUCAUUGUCUUCUAGUUCAUUUGUCCAGUUGGUUUAAAUUUACACUUCCUGCAGGAGAUUUUCACAGGUUGGGCGUUUCCACAUUAAGACCGAAGUUCUUUCUGAGAAGGGAUUGGUCUUCAUAUAUACUGGUUAGAAGUUUCUUUAAAGCAAUAGGCUUCUUGGGCCACCCAGGAAUUUCUGUUUCCCUCCUGGGGUCUGUCUUCAGUCUUACAGGUCCCCUUUUACUUUGGAGGUGGUUCCUUUUAAUAUGUGGAGAUGUACCUAUCAAUAUCAGCUGAAUUCAGAAGAUCAGAUCACCUGUUGUUAACUUCUAGGAAAGUUUUAAGGGCAAUGAAGCCUCUCAUAAUUCUAUUUCUCAUUAUUUCUAUUUCUCAUUAUUUUGUCUAUCAUAAUGACCUAUGCUUUGAUUCGCCAUUGUCUUUCCCAUCGCAUUCCACAAAGGCAAUGGCCGCUUUGUGGGCAGAGAAAAGCUCUUGCUUCACCUGAAGAAAUCAGCAUGGCUGCUGCUUGGUCAGCUUUUAGCACCUUAAAAAAACAUCAGGCAUUUUCAGGCUAGAUUUACUCUCUGCCUCUAAAAUUGCAUUAGGGCAUGGGUACUUCAAGCUGUUUAGGUAUAAGGCCCAUCCGAUUGGGAAUCUUGCUAUAUCCCAUACGUAUUGCCACCAUAUGUCAGAAAACUAUUUUUAUCUUAAUAUGGUGGCAGUACAAAUCUCCCUCCCUCUAAAUUACAAUUUUGCUUACAGUGUGUGGCUUAGGUGUGUAUUCUUGCUACAACUGAGGUGGGUUUGUCAGGGAAGCCCUUUAUAUGGGAAAGAGAAGGGACUGUUCUUAAUCACCUAUCCUUCAGAUGCUUGUCCCAAUUAAGAAGCAACCCAUAUGUACUGCCUCCAUAUUAAUAAGAAAAAAAAUUACGGUGUGUAAAAAUUUCUGUUUUCUGUCUGUUUCAGUAGUUGGGUAAAAGGAACAUUUACCACAACAACUACAGCUUAAUGUAGUUCUUUUUGUGUGUGUAGUCAGUCCCUGCAGGCUUUUUGCAGUAAACACUGUCUUUCCAGAGAAAAGGCAGUAUUUACAUUACAGCCUAGGGAUACCUCUACUGGCCACUCCUCAGAUGGCUAUUAGAGGUGCUUCUUGGGGCAGUGCUGCACACUGAGGAGCACUUAUCUGACAUUCACUGCAAUGAGACACUGAACUUUCCUCAUUACAGAUGCAUUGAAUCAAUGCUUCUCUAUGAGGAGAUGCUGAUUGGCCAGGGCAGCUUUUGGCUUUGUCCUUGGCUGAGAUUUGACAAUCUCAGUUAAUCUGAUGCUUUCCCAUGGGAAAACAUUGGGAUUGGUUAAGAUCAGCACUUCUGAUGAUGUCAGGAAAGGAGGCAGAGCCAGCACCAGCAAACUGGAAUAAAGGUAAGAUUAUGUUAUUUUUAGGGGGCAGAGGGGCUACAUCGUGAUUUUAAUACUAUAGGGUCAGUAAUACAGGUUUGUGUUCCUUACCCUAUAGUGUUCCUUUACAUUUUCUGACAGGUUUUGAUAAGAAGACUAGGAAUGUUCAUUCCUGAUCAUGAUUGAUACAUUGUCUAGAACACUGUGACAAGUUAUAAAGAACAAUGUAGUUUAAAGACUAGAGUCCUUACCCUUAUAUUCAGAAGCUGUUUGUGAACUAGAUUGUAAUUCAAGAUCGUUAGUGCUGAGUUGUACCAAAAAGCAUUUUCUUUUUGCUUAUCACUGCAUAAAAAUACUAUUUUCUCUUUGUACCCACUCUUAGUCUCAGGUUGCAUCAACCUCAGAGAAGGAAUUAACAUGUGUAACCACACCAUCAUUAACACUCAGACUGCCAACCCCAACUCCUCAGAAAUCCUUCACACUACAGGUAAGUGUGAUCAGAUAUAUAGAAGAAUUUUAAGAAAUGUAUAAAGAAUUGUGUAGCAUACUCAGAUAUAGGAAAUGUAUUUUGUGUGUAUGAUAAAUUACACAAAAUUAUACUAAUGGCUCUAAAACCCAAUCUUUGUCUCACAUAGAUUAUUACGUGCCACACAUACCUUAUUGGCUUCCCCCCCUUCUUCUUCAUAGAUAACUACGGAGCCCUCUGUGUAUAUUGAAGUGGAAAAUGAAAUUAGAGUAGUAGCUGGAUCCAAACUUAGCCGCCUCAAGUGUCUUCGGGAUGGAAAGGAGUGGGAGACGGUGCUCACUAGCAGAAUCAUGGCAGCAGCGGGCAGCAAGUUAGUGUUAUAUUGUAUAAAUUAUCUGACUAAAUCACAAAUCUAUCCUUUGAACGACGUGGUACUCUAGUGUAAAUCCAAAGACCCAAGUUACAAUUUAUGUAGCAGUAGUUGCUGCUAAUAUUUAACCCUGACAUUUGUUUAUUCUUUUUAAAAGUGAAAUUGCACAGCAUUCUACAUACGCAAGCUUUUAUUGGCUGGAUUUAAGGAAGUGUGGUUAAUUGGCGUUAUCUUUUCUGGGCACCAUAUUUUCUGAGCAGCCCGCUACACAUAUAAAACAGUAGCUACAACUUGCUUCUGAUUGAUAACAACAAGGCUUAGUAGUGUACUUUUUAUUUUUUAUUGCAUCUGUUCUUACUAAGCAGUGGUCACAUGUUAUCCUGCCAUGGCAUUUAAGGUUCUCUGUGUCCCAACUCAUGGCAGCCUCCCUGCCACUUCAUUGCUUUUGCGAAAUAGGCAAGUACAACACAGGCCACUGCUAAAAAUAACAUGACAAAGGUGGCUCCUUUUGGAAUCAUUCCACACAUACUUUUUUGUUUUGCGGUUAGCCUCACAACAUGCAAACAAGUAAUUUAAACUACCAUAGUUUGAUCUGUGGAAGGUGAUCGCGCUCCUGCAGAUAUUGUAAGAUCACUGCAUAUGUAGGCCAAUCAUUAAGCAAGAAAACGUGCAAACUUUUUAAACUUUUUUUUUUUUUUUUUUACCUCAUCAUACAGCAGGCCGAUCUAAAUACAAUAAGCAGGAAUACGGGCAACUAGUGAUUUAUAAAAUUGAUAUAUUUAAACAUGCUGUCCUUACUUUAGAGUAUAAACUUUGCUUAAUUGGGGGCUUUAUACCAUGCAUUAGACAGAAAUAGACGAUCAUGUUUCAUUUGUACUCCACAGUGAUGUGGUGUGUGUGGCCUGUGAGAAGCAGACAUUGUCCAUGUUUUCUGGAAGUGGAAGGAGAGUCUUUCCACCCAUCAUUCUUCCGUCUCCCAUUUCCAACCUGCAGUGCACGGGAUCUUAUGUUAUGGCUCUUACAGCUGCUGCUGCCCUGUCUGUCUGGUGAGUUUGCUAUUAUCACAGUCUCAUCUAGAACGGUUUUUCAUUUUUAGAUACUAACAUUGGUAUGCUUUGUGUAGAAUUGUAAGAAGAUUGUCUUGGACAGCACAUAAAAUCUAUCACUAAAAUCAUUUUUAUAAUGAAAAACGUCAAAAUCCAUUUUCUUAAAUUUGUCAUAUUUAAGGAUAGCAACUUAGGGAGCUAUCUACUAAACAAAUAUACAUGUAUAUACAUAAUCUAACGCACACACAUACAAUCAGACCUAUACACGCAGUCACAUACAUACAGACCCACACAUGAGUACAGUCACUGACCCAUAUACACACACAUAUAAUCUCAGGCCUAUACACAGACACACGCAAUCUCAGGCCUACACACACACACACACGCAAUCCCAGACCUAUACACACACACGCAAUCCCAAACCUAUACAAACACACACGCAAUCCCAAACCUAUACAAACACACACGCAAUUCCAAACCUAUACAAACACACACGCAAUUCCAAACCUAUACAAACACACACGCAAUCUCAAACCUAUACAAACACACAUGCAAUCCCAAACCUAUACAAACACGCACACGCAAUCCCAGACCUAUAAACACGCACACGCAAUCCCAGACCUAUAAACACGCGCACACGCAAUCCCAGACCUAUAAACACGCGCACACGCAAUCCCAGACCUAUAAACACGCGCACGCGCAAUCCCAGACCUAUAAACACGCAAGCGCAAUCCCAGACCUUUAUACGCACACAACUACGGACCCACACAUGCACAUACAAUCACAGACAAAACAUACACAAAAAUGUACAUUUGUACACUUAGUACUUUAAAGGUCUACUCAGCCUCCCUACCUUGCUCUGAGAGGACUGGAAUGAAUCCUCUGUCCCUGGUGGCCUGUGGUUGCUGCUGGGCUGGGAUCGAUCUCUGUUCGCUUCUUGCAAAGGUCCCCCACACCCGCCUGCCUAGCAGUGAUGUGAUGUGACAGUGCAGGGAUGACGUCCUAUCCCUGCAGCAGGCUCACUGCAGGGGGCACAAGGGAGCUGUCCAGGAGAAAAAAGGCAGAUCAAGUGCUACCUGUCUCCCUCGCCGCCCGGCAGCGAGGACGGCAACCGGGCCACACUGCUAGUGGUACUGGGCCAGGGGUUGGACACCGCUGCUUUAGAGGAACACAGAUGUCCAUUAUCAAUGGUAUUUUUUAGAUGUAGUAAAAUAUUUUGGUAAUACAGAAUAGAAGUUAGUUUGACAAAGUUCUGGUGUACAGUGGCGUAAUAGUGAUAUGAAAUGCCAUUUAUAGUAGUUAACCGCAGUUCCCCCCCGUUUAGGGACCCUAAUGUCUGUAUUUUAAUAAAUAGAAUGCUUGUAAGUGCAGCUACAAGCCACAACUUUAAACCAUCUUGGUAUGAGAGAAGGUACUGUUACUUCCUGGCUCUGAUACCCUAACAAACCAUAACAUCGCGUGUGCAUGUGCCAUGACAUCAUGGUCUGCCAUAAUAGAUCAUGGUAUUCAAUGUUUUUGUAUAGCUGAAUCAUAGGUGCAUUGCAGCAAGCCCUGCCCAUGCGUCUAUGGUCCCCAAUGCUCCUUUGUGAUUUUCCUUACUAUAACAAAUCAAUGUGUAUAUAUUAUUUGAAUUGUUGCUUUUUUAUUUCCUCAUCAGGGAUGUACAGAACCAAGUGGUUUUAAUAAAGAAUGAAUCUUUACAGCCCAUCUUAUCAGGUAAUUGGGUAAUGAUUUAUGUGUUUAUGCCAAAAUAUUUUCUGUAUUUUUGCAUUUCAAAAUGCACAACAUAUUAACAUGAAAUUUAUGAUUGCUCCAUCCAAUAUAGGAGAAGUUAACUGUGUUACUAAAAGUUUUUCUUUUUCCUUUUUUUUAUUUUUAUUUUGCAUUAAUUUAAGGGACACCAUACGCACUAACAACUUUAGUUUAACCCCUUAGUGACCAGACCGUUUUUCAAUUUUCUUACUAUUAAGGACCAGGGCUCUUUUUACAUUUCUGCAGUGUUUGUGUUUAGCUGUAAUUUUCCUCUUACUCAUUUACUGUACCCACACAUAUUAUAUACCGUUUUUCAUCGCCAUUAAAUCGUCUUUCUAAAAAUACCAUUAUUUUCAUUAUACCAUUAUAUUUCCAAACAAUUUUUUUUUUUCAAAAUUAACGCAAGUUACAUUGUAACAUUGAUAUCUGUCAGGAAUCCCUGAAUAACCCUUCACAUGUAUAUAUUUUUUAAAAGAAGCCAACCUAAGGCAUUGAACUUGGGGUAUUUAGACUCUUUUCAUGCAACCAUUUUACCACCAAUCUAUGCCAAAUUAAAAAAAAAUUGUGUUUUUUUUGACACACAUAGCAAUUUCAGAAUACAUGUACAGAGAACUUUAAGGGUUACUGCCAAAGAACACUCCAAUAUGUGUUCAGCAACAUCUCCUGAGUACAGUGAUACAAACCCAUGUAUAGGAGUGUCGGGUUCUCUGUGGACUAAAAGACCUUAUUUGGAGGGUGCACAUUCCAGUUUUCCAACUUGGAAUUUUCACAGCUGGUCAUCAUACACCCAUGUCCUAUUUGGGACAUUUUUGAAGCCAGCCAAUGUAAUUUACCCCCAUCAAACCAUAUAUUUCUGAAAGGGACAUACCCUAGGGUAUUUUAAAUGGUGGUAUUUUAACACUUCCCAUGCACUAAUUUUAUCACCAAUGCCUGAUGGCUUCCAAUGCUCUGCUGGGCAAACCAGAAGUGAAUGCUCCGGGGGCCACCGGCAGUGAGGGGGGGUAUUGCAGCGAUGCUGCAACAUCGAGGCAUCGCUGCAAUACCAUUAGAGCUGCUGGAAGCAAUCACGAUUGCUUCCAGCGUUCUGGACGUACCUGAUACGUCCUUGGUCGGGAAGGGGUUAAUGAAGGAGUUUUGGUGUAAAGAUGAUGCCCUUUUUUUCCUCACUGCUCAAGCUUCCGCCACUUAAACGCUAAAACACUCUGUUUGUAUAGCCCAAGUCAUACAUCCCUGCAUGUGACUUGCAUAGGUUUCCUAAAUACUUUCUAAUUUUCUUUAUUGCACAUGUUGUUUAAUUAAGAAUUUUUCAUCCACUGUUCUUUUAAUAGCAUCUAGACCCUACAGUAGCCUUCUACUUAUGACUACAUUUAAAGUUACAGAGCAGGAGAUUAAAACAUCUAAAGAAAGGUACCUCUGACCAUUAAACCAUUUUUUCUGCAUGCAGGCUGUGAGAGUCACAGUAGAUGUGGCUACAGUUGCAUAAACAGAAAUAAGUGAUUAAACUCCUAAAUGGCAGAGAAUUGAUCAGUAAAACUUCUGACGCCUGAUCUAUACACCAAAACUGCUUCAUGAAGCUAAAAUUAUUUUGAAAAGAUAUGGAAAAACUACUGAGUAUAAGUGCUCAAUAUCUAUAAUUAGCAGCAAAUUAUAGAUUUAUAGUGUUCUCUCCAUCCUUGUGAAGUGGGUAGUAAAGCUAACAGACAGGAGGUGAUCAGCGCUUAAAGGGACAUUCCAGGCACCCAGACCACUUCUUUCCAUUGGAGUGGUCUGGGUGCCAACUCCCACCACACUUAACCCUGCUAGUGUAAUUAUUGCAGUUUAUCAGACAGCCACUAGAGGGACAUCCGUGUUCUUGGAACACGAAAAGUGUUUUAAAUGACGCUAGAUGUCCUCACGCUCUGUGUGAGGACCUCCAGCGUCGCUGGAAUCCCCAUAGGAAAGCAUUGGCUGACGUCGGCGGGGGAGACGCGUGGACGGAGCCCGACCCAGCGCCGAGGGACAUCGGCGCUGGAUUCGGGAAGGUCACUGAAGGGGUUUUAACCCCUUCAUCAACAUUGGAUGGGGGGUGGGAGGGAGAGGGGCACUGGAGUAACCUGCAGUGCCAGGAAAACUGAUAUGUUUUCCUUUAAGAUUAUAUAUACAUACUUAUUUGUACUCCUUUCACAAACAUCUACUGUACUGCACCAUAAUCUGUUUCUUGCUUUGUACUUAUACAUUCAUAUACUAAGAAUAUCAUCUGUAUCAUAUGUAUAUUUAAUCUUAAGCGCUGAUCACCUCCUGUCUGUUGUCUUUAAAAUUGUUUUGAUGCCUAUAGGGUCUUUUUAAAGGACUGAAGGGGUUAAUAUAGUAUAAAUCUCCCUGGGUCAAAAAUAGAAGACACAUAAAGACCAGCAGUUUUUUCAUCAUAUGCCUAGUGCAAGUGUGUUGAAUUAUAUAACUACUGAUCCAGUAGGAACUGUGCAUGCGCUUAGAGUAACACUGCUUUUAGGAUUCCAGAUAAAUGGAAAAACUAGGUAGGGGGAUAAUAGGAGAGUUCCAAGUAAUAACCAGAAACGUAUGUGUUGCACUUUUCAGGGAAUGACAUGACCGUUUCACAGACCUUGCUGACCCAUAGAGGUGUGCCAGUGCUCAGCCUAUCCAACGGGAAAGCAUAUGCCUUCAAUUCAUCCCUAUCUGCGUGGUGAGAACUGCAUUAUCUUCUAAUCUUGUUUUCUUUUCAAAAACUGCCAGACUGAUUUGAAACUGCAUUAAGUGUCUAAUAUUGACAGAAGACAAAUUUGUUAAAAUGUGUGUCAAAGACAUACUUUGUUAUCUUUAGAUUUUUUAUUUUAUUGUGAAUUCCCAAGAUUACAUUGGAAACUGUUUACAGGCAAUAUGUUUUCUCUUGACCCCAUGCUGGAUUUUCUUUCUAGGAGUCUGGUGUCUGACAAACAGGAUGCCCUGUCACAAUGUGCAGAUUACCGGAACUGCUUAUCCUCACAGGAUGCCGUAAUGUGCCCUGGGCCGCUAGCCAUAAUCCAGGGACGAGCUUGCAAGUAAGGCCAUCAUAAAGAUUCCUAAACCAAUUCCAGGUGGCAUCAUUUGUAACAAGGAAGUCCAAAACCCAUUUUAAGCUGCCAUCCUUGAUAAUAUCCAUAAAAGACACCGAAUUAAAUUAUUUUUACCAUGUUUAUAUAAAAUCUUUUGAUUUGUGUAAAUGAAAGGAGAUGAAUAAAUAGGUUAUAGCAGAUAACCAUGAGGAUUAGGACACCAUGUCAGGGAAAGUAAGGCUACAAGUGUUCGUAUGAUUGUCACAAACUAGAUUAAGGGUUGCUGUUUAUUCUUACAGGACAGGAGGUCAAUUAACCACAUAUACUUCAUUCACAAGAAAGCAUAAUGAUCCUUGCAUCUCCAUAGAGAAUGCCAGAGCUCCUACGCAUGAAGGAUGCCAGACUUUUUUUUUUUUUUUUAUAUAUAAAUGUUCUGUGUUGCACUGGGACACUGAAGAAGAUUUGGCAAAGUUUGUUUUAUAGUCUAGAUAUAUAUUUUAAUCAGCUGAGCACAUUUCACCAAUGAUUGAGAUCCUGCUUCAUUCAUGCUUUGCUCUACAGAGACAUCUGGGUUCUCCUACUGGAGAAGACCAAAUGCACAGUGCAGUAUCAUGGCGAGACCCAUGUAAGUUGUCAAACCAUAAUAAAACGGUUUGACAUCAUACCAUGUGAUGUUGCCAGGGCACUCCUACCACAAUAAAUACUACAACGGGCUGUAGUGGUUAGGGUACUUGGAGUGUUCCUUUAACCCCUUAAGUUCUGGAAUAAAAGGGAAUCAUGACAUGUCAGACAUGUACUGUGUCCUUAAGAGGUUAAAGGCACCUGCCUAAUCCCAUGUGAUGUAGGUGAUUAAUAUUAUUUGUAAUUAGUCCCACACAGCUCUACAUGACUAUAUAUCUGAUUGGAAUAUGUUUGUUUGCAGUGCAGGCAGACAGGCUGCUCGCCUCUUCACAAUGCCUCACCAAGUGCAGCAAGAGACCACCAUGGCUCAUCUUGAGAACCAAAUUGCAGCUGCCCUUAUGUUGCAGUCUAGUCAGGAAUACAGAUACUGGCUCCUCGUCUAUGCACGGUACCUAGUAAAUGAAGGUAAGGCCUGGUGUGUGACAACCUAAUGUGUGUCGGAGACAACUGAAAUAACCUCUACAAAAUGUAAUUAAAAUAGAGAUCUACUUUUAUUUUGUGUCCCUUGCAUGUAAGAAAAUGUUUAUUUAAUCCCAUGUAGGUUUUGAACAACGGCUACGUGAAGUUUGUCAGGAAUUGCUGGGCCCUGUCCAUCGAUCUUCUGGAAGCCAGUGGGAAUCUAGAAUCUUGGUAAUUGUCAUGACAUCAGAGUGAUAUAAUUUGAUUCCAAUCCAUUGUCUAUUCAUAUAUUACAAUUUCAAACUGGUAAAGAAAGAGGCUUGUGUUGACUAAUAUGUAGCCACGAACUCUGUUUCUUUAAAUGUGUCUACGUUUGCUUACAAUUUUGCUCAUAAAUAAGUUAGACAGGACUGAGUACAAUAUUAUGAAAUUUAAAAGGUAAUGGCUUGAUGAUAACCUCUUCUCCAAAAGCAACUACAAUAUUUUUAGAGACUGCUCACAUGGUAAUUCUGAGUCCUAAGAGACACAUAUUAUUUGUUUUUGUUCCACUUUCAGCAUAUUUUGACACUAACAAUAAUUUGGUUUAAUAUUACUAUUUGCGAAAAUAAUAAUGGUCUUCUAUUUUUGACAGGGCUUACGAAAGAGGGAGCUACUUAAAGAACUACUCCCACUCAUUGGUCAAAAUCUGCGUUUUCAGCGACUCUUCACAGAGUUUCAGGAGCAGCUGGACAGUUUAAGGGACAAAUAGCAUUAUUUGGUUCAUAUUCAAUUCCUACUUUUCAUUGUUCUUUUUCUCCUUUGAGUGAAAGCCUGAUGGUUUGGAGAGGACCACAAGGCCACUUCAACUUUUUGGUGCUGAAGGAGACAUGCAUGGACAUGAGUUAACAAUACAGAAGCCACAGGCAUCUCACAGCCUCUGGCAGCUUGCUGAACAUCAAUUCAAGGCCCUGUAAUCUCUCUGUCUUAGUUUCUAUUGAAGCUGGGCUGGUUGUGAGGAAUCAUUAAAAAUUGAAUGAGAGUAUAUUGGCCAGAAUUUGCAAGAAAAGCACAGUACAUCCCUAAUACACUUGAAAAGCAUUGUCCUCACUCACCUUCCUAUUGUCAUCUAUUUUCCAGGCCGGACUCUAAAGCAGACCUUGCACUACUUGAGGGUAAACUUGACGACCAUACAUGAGAGCGUUGUCUAUAUUUCAUCCAAAAUUCACCUGUUGAAUACAAGAGGAAUGCAAGUCUAUGCUGCCCAUCAGACAUUUUUUUUUCUAUUCUGCUAGGCCAAUAAUCAAAACUACAUGUCUAUUGGAUGUAAGCUCUCAUACUGCUGCGCAAGAAAAAGAAACAAAGCCUAAGGCUUACUGUCCUCAUUCAGUUUUUAAUUUUUAAAUGUUUGUAAAAGACAGGGUUUUGUUUUUUGGGUUUUUUUUUUUUACUUUUUUUUUUUUUUCCAUUCCUUUUCUAACUACAGAAUAAAAAAAGUCAUUGGUCGUUUGCAGUCCAAUCUAUUUCUCUCUCUGGGAAACUGUAACAUAAAAUUUUAGAACUGAAAAAGCACCCUUAAGAUGAUUUCAAAAUGUAUUGUGUUAUAUAAAAUUUCAGAAAGAGAAAAAAAAUACUUUGUCAGUUGAAGCAUUUUACAGACUAUACAACUUGUAAUUAGUGGUACACAAAGUAAAUACAGAUAAUUAAGUUUUUAAACUUAAUUAUAUUCUGAAAGCUAUUCACUGAAGUGAGAAUUCAAGGUGAAUUCAAAGCAAAUUUUAAAUUUAAGAUGAAUGUAGCUGAACUAAAUUAAGAAAUCUGCUAUGUUUUCAGUUGUUACUCUGGCCUUUAAUUUUUACAUUUGCUUUGAAUGUUGAAUUCUCAAUCUAGUAAAUAACUGUGACAGGGCAGGUCUUAGUAUUUGUCUUAUCUUGCAUAUAAGAGUUAUAUGGGUGGUAUGGGUUACAUGUGGAAAAAAUGGCAUCACAAAUUGUUAAAAUGAGUUCACUAAUAAAGCAAAAAGUGGGAAUUGAUCCCCAUGUUUUAGUUCAUUAUACAGAUAAGAAAUUGGCUUUUAGACAUCCUAAAACCAUUGCAAUAGCAUGGGUGGUAGCUGGUGGACAUCUCCCUGACUAAAAAAGAUUAUCAACCAAUCCCAAGC